GAAAGAUUGCACCGAACUUUUUUUUUUACACUACCCACGAAUUUACAAUUAAAUAAGACUAUAACGGUACUUUGUUUAUUACUGUGUUUAGAUCGUUUAGACAAAAAUUAAGUGGAAAAACAACGGUAUUUUAUCCAAAACAUGGUAAUUACCCGUUCAAUGCUCCAGUGUUAUAAGAAACUGAAUUUAAUAAAAGAAAUAAGGCUGUGAAUCUUUAUCUGCAAUAGAAAAAUACAAUUAUACAGUGAACAUACUUAAACUGCGAGGCGAGAUCAACACGACAUGGUGCGUGGAAGUGGCGGCCAUGUUGAUCAUAACGGUCAUCACCGUAGCUGGGAACAUCGCAGUGAUGAUUGCCUUGAGGCGGCUACAACGCUCCCCAGCUCACUACCCGCUGGCUAGCCUGGCCGCAGCGGACCUGCUGGUCGGAGUAUUUGUGCUGCCAAUCGCUGCUGCUCGGGAGCUUUUCGUUUUUCAAUUGACUUCUCCCACAGACUGGGUGAUAUGCUCUUGUUGGAGUACGCUGGACGUGCUUUGCUGUACAGCAUCUAUACUCUCUCUUUGUACUCUUGGCUGGGAGCGCUGGUGCUGCAUCACGGCACCACUCGCCAGAGCGAAGCGUUGCCAGAAGGCCAAACUUCUCGCUGUACUCGUCUGGCCUAUUUCUACUGCUGUGGCAUUGCCCACUGCAUUCAUACCUUCCCCGAAGCACUACCACGAUGGAGAGAUGCCUAAAGCCUGUACAGUGAAUACCAAUGUUGGCUACGUAUUCUUCAGUAUAUCCCUCUCGUUCUACAUACCAGCCAGCGUGAUGGUCGGAUUCUACAUAUGCAUUCUUCGCCUUUUAUCCUUGCCACUACCAAUUCGAGCUCAUCGUGGACGGCCGUGCGAACGUGCGGAUAGACCACCAACAAAUCGCAAUGAGGAGACUGAAAACCCUACCUUACCUCAAGGCAAUGAUAACGAAAUUGCUCAGCAGACACAAGCAACCGCAUCUCCGAAAGGCUGCCAUUUGAAUGCACCAGCGGAGGCCUCAGGUGCAAUCAAAACCCAUUUGCCAAAAGUUGUUGUCUCACUAAGCGGUUUGAUUCCGAAGCAGCGUCGCGCAACCAGGACUAUAAUUAUGCUUAUGUCCUUAUUCUUAGCCUGCUGGACACCUUUCUUCAUCAUGUUGCCAGUUGAUUCUCUUUGUGAAUGUGUAUGGGACGUGACAUGGCUUUGGUGCACGUGGCUCGGCUACGCUAACUCGGCGUUCAACCCGCUUGUUUAUGCAGCAGCGUCGCCCAGCGUGCGGCGGGCCUUACAGGCUACCCUUACUACAUCCAGUUCAGCGCGGACCACCGUCGUACCGCUGUCGCCUAGCGUACGGAGACCCUAAUUGUAAGUAUUUAUUCAU
Galleria mellonella (greater wax moth) is the source of this 1396-nucleotide messenger RNA. Its product is annotated as octopamine receptor-like. Gene Ontology annotation, biological process: adenylate cyclase-activating adrenergic receptor signaling pathway. The transcript is spliced from 8 exons. Gene Ontology annotation, cellular component: membrane. Lineage: Eukaryota; Metazoa; Arthropoda; Insecta; Lepidoptera; Pyralidae. The record is from RefSeq and is a predicted model, not a curated record. Gene Ontology annotation, molecular function: G protein-coupled receptor activity. The coding region runs from base 305 to 1378 and encodes 357 amino acids.